Molecule: messenger RNA, 1456 nt
Organism: Phasianus colchicus (ring-necked pheasant)
Lineage: Eukaryota; Metazoa; Chordata; Aves; Galliformes; Phasianidae
Gene: RAD9A
Product: RAD9 checkpoint clamp component A
Biological process (GO): cellular response to ionizing radiation; DNA replication checkpoint signaling; mitotic intra-S DNA damage checkpoint signaling
Cellular component (GO): checkpoint clamp complex
Source: RefSeq, a predicted model, not a curated record
GGAGAGGCGGGGCCACGACGCGGCCCUCCGAGGGGGUGGGGGGCGCGGCCUGGCGAGGGGGCGGGGCGGCCGUCCACGUGCUUUCCCCGCAUCCCCGUCGCCAUGAAGUGCGUCAUCGAAGGCGGCAACGUGAAAGCCCUCGGCCAUGCCGUGCACGCGCUGUCCCGUGUCGGCGACCACCUCUACCUGGAGCCCUCUGACGCUGGGCUGUCCCUGCGUGCCGCCAGCGCGUCCCGCUCCGCCUUCGCCUCCUUUUUCUUCGCGCCGCUGUUCUUCCAGCGCUACGAGCCAGGCCCCCCCGGCACCCGCUGCAAGGUGCUGAUGAAGUCCUUCCUGGGCGUGUUCCGCUCGCUGCCAACUCUGGACAAGUCGGUGGAGCGCUGCCUGGUGCUGCUACGGCCCUGCGCUGGGCAGCUGGUGUUACAGCUGCACUGCAAGCACGGUGUCACCCGCACCCACCAGCUGGCCUUCCAGGAGUGUGAGCGGCUGCAGGCCAUCUUCGACACGCAGCGCUGCGCCAGCCGGCUGCGUGCUCCUGCACAGGUGCUGGCGGAGGCCGUGGUGCACUUCCCACAGACACUGGCGGAGGUGACGCUGGGAGCUGCUGCUGGGGGCCGAAUCGGGCUGCGCAGCCAUCUGGAGGAGGGCAGCGAGCCUGGCAAGGCCAUGGUGACAGAGCUGUGGUUGGCGCCGGAUGAGUUCCAGGAGGUGGCAGUGGUGCCCGGCUCCUGCAUCACUUUCUGUCUCAAGGAGUUCAGGGGGCUCCUGAGCUUCGCGGAGGCCUCCAGCCUACCCCUCACCAUCCACUAUGAUGAUCCCGGCAGGCCAGCCAUUUUCACCCUGGAUGACUCCCUUAUGGAGGCACACCUUGUCCUGGCCACCCUCCUGGACCCAGAGAGCGACUCACAGCCACCCCCUGCCACCAAUGGCAGCAUCUCCCACCCGCCUGCCCCCUCCGAUGACUUUGCUGAUGAUCUCGAGUCCUACAUGGUGGCCUUGGGAAGUAGUGCCUGUGAGGGGGAGGCAGGGGAACCCCCCAGCCCCACCUUCUCCCUGCACACACCUCGCCCUGAAAAAAGCGACCCUGAGGAAGAGGAGGAGGAGUACGGAGCUGUGCCAGGGACACCCCCUCACAAGAAGUUCCGCUCGCUGUUUUUUGGUUCUGUGCUGACGCCAAGGGGGCCUGGCCCAGCACCCAGCCAGGAGGUGUUGGCAGAGGACAGCGAUGCUGAGUGCUGAGAGCCCCCAUUCCGAUGCCACAGCGCAGCAGCAGCUGGCACUGUCUGGCCAUGCAGGAUAAUCCCAAACCCACAUCUUAAGACCCAUUACAAGUUUAUUCCCCAAAAAAGCCUCCCGCCCUGCCUCCACUGCCAUCCAAGGGGCAGGUCCUGCCCCAGAGGGCGCAUUUGGUACAGUAGAAAGUGGCAGGGGGGACAGGAUCUUACAAAUAAAAAAA